CAGAGACCAGUCUCUCAAUGAACAAAAAGAUGACGACGAACCAUAUUCCACUGGCUUGAACAUACACCAUAAAAAAAUAAAAGAAGAAAACAAGCCAAUACCUACUAGUCAUAACAUGCCUAAUCCUGUUGAGACUGACUGUGAAAUGACCAAUGGUAUUAAAGAGGAAGUGCCAGAUACUGUAGAGUUACGCAACCACUUAGUUACUGAUAUGGACACAUGUUUCAAGGAUGAUGAAGAGGACACAAAGGAACUCUUUAUAGCUGAAGAUUUUGGAAGCUGGAAUUCCCAGCACCGAGAUGACUGUCUUCAAGAGUUUGACAAGUCAAAUGAACAUUUGAAUGUUCAAAGCACAGAACCCCCUUCUCAGGAUGGAUGUGAAUCACAACUACGUCGAGAAUUACUAAGACCAGUUCAUACAAAAUCAAGUCCAAUCCGUUUACCAUGGCAUAGAGUUCAACCCAAUGUUCCCCUAACUAUACCAUUGAAAUCUCAGCAACCUCCUAUUUUAAGACAUCAGCAACCUUCUACAAUAAGACUUUCCCAGCAUCUGUCCUCAUUAGGACCUCCCCAGCAACCGUCUUCCAUAAGACCUCUCCAGCAACCUCCUCCAUUAAGGCCUCCCCAGCAUCCUUCCCCUUUAAGGCUACUUCAACCUCUGAGGGAACCUCCACCUCUAAUGAAAAUCUCUUCAAAGAUGCCUGUGCAGGUAGGAUACAGUGUGUUUUGUCAAAAAUGGGUAGGUUGCUUAUAGUCGUUAUUUCAGUUG
Messenger RNA from Macrobrachium nipponense, 769 nucleotides. RefSeq lists its product as uncharacterized. Lineage: Eukaryota; Metazoa; Arthropoda; Malacostraca; Decapoda; Palaemonidae. Bases 116 to 754 code for a protein of 212 amino acids. The record is from RefSeq and is a predicted model, not a curated record. The transcript is spliced from 3 exons.